This is a messenger RNA of Leucoraja erinaceus (little skate), 1476 nucleotides long. RefSeq names its product TSC22 domain family protein 1-like. Bases 877 to 1446 code for a protein of 189 amino acids. The record is from RefSeq and is a predicted model, not a curated record. Lineage: Eukaryota; Metazoa; Chordata; Chondrichthyes; Rajiformes; Rajidae. Gene Ontology annotation, biological process: regulation of transcription by RNA polymerase II. The transcript has 3 exons.
CACCCAGGUCUCGCGCUGCAUCUCCCCCUUUCCCAAUCGGCCACCAUUUAGAUAAUAGUCUGCUUUCCCGUUUUUGCCACCAAAAUGGAUAACCUCACAUUUAUCCACAUUAUACUGCAUCUGCCAAACAUUUGCCCACUCACCCAGCCUAUCCAAGUCACCUUGCAGUCUCCUAGCAUCCUCCUCACACCUAACACUGCCCCCCAGAUUCAGAUUCAGAUUCAGAUUCAAUUUUAAUUGUCAUUGUCAAUGUACAGUACAGAGACAACGAAAUGCAUUAAGCUUAGUGUCAUCCGCAGCUUAGUGUCAUCCGCAAACUUGGAGAUAUUGCCUUCAAUUCCCUCAUCCAGAUCAUUAAUAUAUAUUGUAAAUAGCUGGGGUCCCAGGACUGAGCCUUGCGGUACCCCACUAGUCACUGCCUGCCAUUGUGAAAAGGACCCGUUUACUCCUACUCUUUGCUGUGCUGCUCUAUACAGGGACACAUGACAAGAAACUCUCUUGAAUGUGUAGAAGUCAGAAAGUCGGCUGCCCUAGACACACGUUAAGGCAGGGCUGCUUGGUGGCAGGGCAUGGGCAGAGGCAUUUGGACAGAGCUGGCAGCUUGGGCACGGUGCCAGCCGUGACGAUGACAGUGGUGGGAGUAUCUCGUUCCCUUGCCAGGCUGUCACAAGGACGGGAGUGGGACGUGUGGCUGUGAAUAUCAACAGUUUUGGGAAGUAGCUGAAGGAGCGGGGCUGUGGACUAAGACUCGGCGCGGGAACACGGGAAAAGUUCCUCCCGUAUCUGGAUUCUGACCGUCCGUGGGGGCGUCUGCGCUUCUCGGGAGCGCGGCAGUGCGGCAUAUCACCCCUCCCCCAUCCCCCCCCCGGGCGUGAGAUGCUCUCAGCCCGCGAGAUGGCCGCCCUCAGGCUCCGCGGCUGCUGUCUGGCCGCAGGUGCCGGUGGCAGCGACAAGAUCAACAACAACGGCGACCACCGCCGCCAGGCUCUGCGCGCCUCGUCCCCGCGCCGCCGGCUCCGCGACCCCGACAGCUGGAGGCGCCCGAGCCUCACCGCCGACCUCGAGGGGGGCAAAGGGUACAACCGCAACCUGGACCACAACCUCCUCUCUCUGCUCCUCUUCUUCCACAGUGGUUCCGGCAGCAGUAUGGUUGCCAUCGACAACAAGAUUGAACAAGCUAUGGACCUGGUGAAGAGCCACCUGAUGUACGCGGGGCGUGAGGAGGUGGAGCUGCUGAAGGCGCAGAUCAAGGAGCUGCUGGACCUCAACGGGCUGCUGGAGCAGGAGAACGCCCUACUCAAAUCCCUGGCCGACCCCGACCAGCUGGCCCAGCUGCCCCCCCCGGCACGGGCCCCCCCCCUCCACCCCCCCACCCCCCCCUCCAGCUCCGCAACCCCCCCCUCCACCCCCUCCUCCCCCUCCCCCCCCACCUCCUCCACCACCUGACCCCCCCUCGCCCCUCAUCCUCCCUCCGAG